This is a messenger RNA of Populus trichocarpa (black cottonwood), 809 nucleotides long. RefSeq names its product universal stress protein A-like protein. The transcript is spliced from 4 exons. Lineage: Eukaryota; Viridiplantae; Streptophyta; Magnoliopsida; Malpighiales; Salicaceae. Bases 107 to 637 code for a protein of 176 amino acids. Gene Ontology annotation, molecular function: AMP binding. The record is from RefSeq and is a predicted model, not a curated record.
UAGGGCCCCAAUAAUUGCGAAACAACGCCUCCCCUGUGCUUAUAUGAAGUGAGAGAGAGAGAGAGAGAGAGAGAGAAGAGGAGAGUGAGUGAGUUACCUAGAGAAGAUGGAAGGUGCUGAGGCAACUCGGAUAAUGAUGGGAGUGAACGAGUCAACAAUAAAAGGGUAUCCACACGCAUCGAUUAGUAGCAGAGGAGCUUUUGAUUGGACUCUUCAAAAGAUCGUUCGAUCCAAUACCUCUGGUUUUAAGCUUCUUUUCCUCCAUGUUCAAGUCCCUGACGAGGAUGGUUUUGAUGACAUGGAUAGUUUGUAUGCCUCACCUGAGGAUUUUAAAAACAUGAAGCAUAGGGAUAGGACCAGGGGACUUCAUCUGCUGGAGUACUUUGUCAAUAGAUGCCAUGAGAUUGGGGUUGCCUGUGAAGCAUGGAUCAAGAAAGGAGAUCCCAAGGAAGUAAUUUGCCAUGAAGUAAAACGAGUCCAGCCAGAUCUCCUGGUUGUUGGAAGUCGCGGUCUUGGCCCUUUUCAGAGGGUUUUUGUGGGAACAGUGAGUGAAUUUUGCCAGAAGCAUGCUGAAUGUCCAGUGAUCUCAAUUAAGCGUAGAGCUGAUGAAACUCCUCAGGAUCCUGUUGAUGACUGAAUUUGUCUCGAUUGUGAAUCGUCUUUUUUCCCUGUAUUAAAAGAUCAUGAACGCUAUGAACAUGCACAUGUGAAUGUUGUCCUGUUUGAGUAUAUGUCUUGCCGAUGCUGAUGAUAAAUGGAAGUCAAUGCCCUUGUUGAAACUGUCGUACCUUUCGCAGUUUCAUGGUCAA